Synchytrium microbalum is the source of this 1503-nucleotide messenger RNA. RefSeq lists its product as uncharacterized. The coding region runs from base 1 to 1503 and encodes 500 amino acids. The record is from RefSeq and is a predicted model, not a curated record. NCBI's taxonomy places the organism in Eukaryota, Fungi, Chytridiomycota, Chytridiomycetes, Synchytriales, Synchytriaceae. The transcript has 3 exons.
AUGUUCAAGCAUGGCUUUCUUAACUUUAGCGAGGCCUCUGGAAGGAACGCUGUUUCUCGUCCGACUGCAGGCAGCACGGCUUCACCCCCAACAUCAAAGAAAUCAUCAAAACGAGUACACUGGAAUGCGCCGACUGAGGAGCCAGAAGUGUCAACGCCGCCACGGAUUAGACGAUUUAGGGAUAACGAGCUCGCCGCAAAGAUUCAGAUAAAUCGUGACGACACCAACUAUCUACUCAGUUUCAGCAUGCCGGAUGCUUCGACGGAAUUCUUGCCACCAUCCCAGACUAAGAACGGAGCCACACACGAAAUGUAUAUCAACAAGACCCACAACCAUUUGUGUUGGGCCGUGAAUUUCCCACCUACAAAAAAUCCACUGGAGCGUCCGGAACGUCUUGCAGUUGAAUUUUCAAUCAAUCGAUUUGGACUUUCGAUGGAGAGGGCUGCACUCCGUGAGAAGGAUAGCUACUUUUUUGAGCUGCAUGCUGAAAAUGAUCUCUUAAAACUAAUCUUAAACACAAUCCAAUCCGACGACAAUGCCAAACGAAUCUUUCACCACUCGUCUGACGCAGUAAGAUGGCAGGGCAUACUAUCCAUACGAGUGGGAGGUGGAAAAGGGAACGGAAUGCCACAAUGGGAAACCGGUGUCAAGAUGCUUACUACAAUGAGCGAGCGACCGAUGGACAUGAACACUCUUGGAAUACUCGCUGAUCAGGUUUCAAUGGAUGCGCUAGCGACAGAUGGAGAAUCCAUGGAUAUGCAGGAUUUUUAUGACGAUGAUGUGGUUGUGCCUACAUCGUCUAGCAAGAAGCCAAUGCCGACAUGGAUUAAUAAAGUACUUGAUGCUCCUCAAGUCGCAUCACCAGUCGAACCUGCCGUAGUUGCGCCUGUAGUGACAGAACCCGCUGUACCAGCAGCACCAGCAGCACCAACUGUGGAUGCACCAGUCACAACCGUACCCGUCACGGGAGCUGCCAUAACGGAUGUAGCACCGAUAGUCUCGCAGCUUCCCGCUGAAGGUUUUUCAACUACAGCUCCAAUUGUCUCGCAGUCUCCCGCUGAAGCUGUUUCAACUACAGCUCCUUUAGUUCCCGAGGCAACACCCUUAGUACCUACUGAAAAUACGCCGAUAGUACCAUCUUCUGAAGCAGUCGAGUCUUCUGCAGCACCACUUUCACCUAAAUCAACCGAAGUGUUGCUUGUCGUAGAGCCAAAUCUACUCGUGACAGCGUCUACCACAAUAUCAUCAACUGAAAUCUUGCCGAUCGUAGAGUCGACCCUACUCGCGGCGUCUACCGUCUUGUCAACCAGAGCUCCCUCGUUGACAAUAACCGAAUCUGCCAAUCUACCACCAUUACCCAAACUAGAAAAGCAAACGACAAAACAGCGGGGCGAAGAAGAAGUACAAAUGGACUCGAUGGUAUCCCAGUUUGUCGUCUUUUCCACAUCUUCUUCCAAUGCUAGAAGGAGGAGUUCAGACUAUUACGAGAUGAAGAAGUGGUAG